GGCCCGGAGGGUGGGCUCUGGCCGGCCCGGCCUCCGCUCCCCAGCCGCUAAAAGGCGCGCUGGACGCCGCCCCGCAGGUCCCUCGACGCUCUCCCAGCCGCGCGCUCCGAGCCCAGCGCCCAGCCAUGGCGUGCCCCCUGGACCAGGCCAUCGGCCUCCUUGUGGCCAUCUUCCACAAGUACUCGGGCAGGGAUGGCGACAAGAACACCCUGAGCAAGAAGGAGCUGAAGGAGCUGAUCCAGAAAGAGCUCACCAUUGGCCCGAAGCUGCAGGAUGCUGAGAUUGCAAAGCUGAUGGUCGACCUUGACCGGAACAAGGACCAGGAGGUGAACUUCCAGGAAUAUGUCACCUUCCUGGCGGCCUUCGCCUUGAUCUACAAUGAUGCCCUCAAGGGCUGAAAAUAAAUCAGGAAGGGGGAGACACCCUCUGUCGGGCCUGUCUAAGUGCAGUGGUGGGUAACUGUUCAAUAAAUAUCUUCCUUGGUC
Messenger RNA from Hyaena hyaena (striped hyena), 485 nucleotides. It is a transcript of the gene S100A6, whose product is annotated as S100 calcium binding protein A6. Gene Ontology annotation, cellular component: perinuclear region of cytoplasm; nucleus; cytoplasm. Bases 126 to 398 code for a protein of 90 amino acids. NCBI's taxonomy places the organism in Eukaryota, Metazoa, Chordata, Mammalia, Carnivora, Hyaenidae. The transcript has 3 exons. Gene Ontology annotation, molecular function: S100 protein binding; calcium ion binding. The record is from RefSeq and is a predicted model, not a curated record.